Symbiodinium sp. CCMP2456 is the source of this 279-nucleotide messenger RNA. Lineage: Eukaryota; Dinophyceae; Suessiales; Symbiodiniaceae. The record is from the annotation of a GenBank genome assembly.
AUGCGCAGUUUACGCAAGCCAUGGCAUCCAGCGCUGUGUUUGGGCGUCCUAGCCUUCGGGCUCCAUCUCCUUUCCUGGGCCUUUGUGCCGCCCAGCGCCGUGAGGAGGAGACCUUCGCAUGUCCUCCGUCGCAGCCAAGGGGAGGAGGUCGAUCCAGUAGACACGGUGGAAGCCGAUGCAGACGAGGAGGACGAGGUCCUCUACUUCGGUGGCGUCUCGCAAGAGCGGGAAGAGCCUGAGGAGACAGAAGCCAUGCAGAUCGCCGGCAGGAUUAACCAG